Molecule: messenger RNA, 747 nt
Organism: Trifolium pratense (red clover)
Lineage: Eukaryota; Viridiplantae; Streptophyta; Magnoliopsida; Fabales; Fabaceae
Product: NHP2-like protein 1
Exons: 5
Coding region: 121-507 (128 amino acids)
Biological process (GO): maturation of SSU-rRNA; mRNA splicing, via spliceosome; ribosome biogenesis
Cellular component (GO): small-subunit processome; box C/D methylation guide snoRNP complex; precatalytic spliceosome
Molecular function (GO): RNA binding
Source: RefSeq, a predicted model, not a curated record
UAUAUAUAUAAAGUCCUAUAGUGUCUUAUAACGGUUCUGUCAACUCUCUCUAGUCCUUCUUAUUAUUCUACACAAACCAUAAACCCUAGCCGUCUUCCAUUUUCUUCCUCUCAAUUAACAAUGACUGGAGAAGCAGUUAACCCUAAAGCAUACCCUUUGGCUGAUGCUCAGCUGACAAUUACUAUUAUGGAUCUUGUUCAACAAGCUGCUAAUUACAAGCAACUCAAAAAGGGUGCUAAUGAAGCUACUAAGACCCUUAACAGAGGAAUUUCUGAGUUUGUUGUUAUGGCUGCUGAUGCCGAACCACUUGAGAUUCUUCUCCAUCUUCCUCUCCUAGCUGAGGAUAAGAAUGUUCCCUAUGUGUUUGUCACAUCAAAACAAGCACUUGGGCGUGCUUGUGGUGUUACCAGGCCAGUGAUUGCUUGUUCUGUGACAACUAAUGAAGGAAGUCAAUUGAAAUCUCAAAUUCUGCAACUCAAGGAUGCUAUUGAGAAGUUGCUGAUCUGAAAACCUUAAUAUUCCGAAUAUUCCGUAUGAUGGUAUGAUGGGCUUCUUGAGUUGUGCUGAAAGCGCCUUCAGAGGCCUUGACUGGACGACUUGUUGUACUAUCCUAUACGAUGUGUUACUUUAUUUUAGUUUCCUUUCUGUUACCAUAGGUUAUUUUUGUGUGGUACUUUUGUCUUAGUAAGAAUUCUGUUUUGAAUUGUUUUUAUAAAAAAUGUUUAAUGAGCCUUUUGAGUAGUGGAA